Molecule: messenger RNA, 4192 nt
Organism: Scatophagus argus
Lineage: Eukaryota; Metazoa; Chordata; Actinopteri; Scatophagidae
Gene: clcn4
Product: chloride channel, voltage-sensitive 4
Exons: 12
Coding region: 157-2466 (769 amino acids)
Biological process (GO): transmembrane transport; chloride transport
Cellular component (GO): synaptic vesicle; early endosome; membrane
Molecular function (GO): voltage-gated chloride channel activity
Source: RefSeq, a predicted model, not a curated record
GUGCAUUGUGGGAAGAAGCCUUUCCUGUUUAUUUCCUGACGUGUAACCAUUUUUCUCUCCAUAUCAAAGCUAAAAAGCAUGACGAAGUCGACACUAAUUAAGUUCUUAAUUUAAACGACACAUUUUCCUUCCGCGGCUGUCAGCACGGACCGUAACAUGGAGGCUGGUGAAGGUGUGAGCAGCGCCACGCCCACAGAGGAGAUGAACGGAGCAGGAAACCUGAUGGACUUCCUGGACGAGCCGUUUCCUGACGUUGGCACGUAUGAGGACUUCCACACCAUCGACUGGCUGAGGGAGAAGUCCAGAGACACGGACCGCCACCGCAAGAUAACCAGCAAGAGUAAAGAGUCCAUCUGGGAGCUGAUCAAGAGCCUGCUGGACGCCUGGUCAGGAUGGGUGGUGAUGCUGCUCAUCGGACUGCUCUCAGGUACGCUGGCUGGAGUGAUCGACCUGGCGGUGGACUGGAUGACAGACCUGAAGGAAGGCGUGUGUCUCUCGGCCUUCUGGUACAGCCACGAGCAGUGCUGCUGGACGUCCAACGAGACGACCUUCGACGACCGAGACAAGUGUCCGCAGUGGCAGAAGUGGGCCGAGCUGAUGACCGGCCACGCUGAGGGAGCUGGAGUGUACGUGUUGAACUACUUCCUGUACGUCCUGUGGGCGCUGCUGUUUUCCUUCCUGGCCGUGUCGCUGGUGCGAGUGUUCGCUCCGUACGCCUGCGGUUCGGGAAUCCCAGAGAUCAAGACGAUCCUCAGCGGCUUCAUCAUCCGGGGCUACCUGGGCAAGUGGACCCUGCUGAUCAAGACGGUCACCCUGGUUCUGGCGGUGUCGUCGGGCCUCAGCCUGGGGAAGGAGGGCCCUCUGGUCCACGUGGCGUGUUGCUGCGGAAACCUCUUCUGCAGCCUCUUCUCCAAGUACAGCAAGAACGAGGGCAAGCGGCGAGAGGUGCUUUCAGCCGCAGCAGCAGCCGGCGUGUCGGUGGCCUUUGGAGCUCCCAUCGGGGGAGUUCUGUUCAGCCUGGAAGAGGUCAGUUAUUAUUUCCCCCUGAAGACUCUGUGGCGUUCGUUCUUCGCCGCCCUGGUCGCUGCCUUCACGCUGCGCUCCAUCAACCCGUUUGGCAACAGCCGCCUGGUCCUGUUCUACGUGGAGUACCACACGCCGUGGUACAUGGCCGAGCUGGUGCCUUUCAUCCUGCUGGGCGUGUUCGGCGGCCUCUGGGGGACCCUCUUUAUCCGGGCCAACAUCGCCUGGUGCCGGCGGAGGAAGACCACCCAGCUGGGGAAGUACCCGGUGCUGGAGGUCAUCGCUGUGACGGGCAUCACCGCCGUGCUGGCGUACCCCAACCCGUACACCCGCCGCAGCACCAGUGAGCUCAUCUCUGAGCUCUUCAACGACUGCGGCGCGCUGGAGUCCUCGCAGCUCUGCGAUUACGUCAACAACCCCAACAUGAGUCGGCCGGUGGACGACAUCCCGGACCGACCGGCGGGGCCCGGGGUCUACAACGCCCUGUGGCAGCUCGCCCUCGCUCUCAUCUUCAAGAUCGUCAUCACCAUCUUCACCUUCGGCAUGAAGAUCCCGUCAGGUCUCUUCAUUCCCAGCAUGGCGGUCGGUGCCAUCGCAGGACGGAUCGUCGGGAUCGCCGUGGAGCAGAUGGCGUACCACCACCACGACUGGAUCAUCUUCAAGAACUGGUGUCGACCCGGCGCAGACUGCGUCACGCCGGGGCUCUACGCCAUGGUGGGAGCCGCCGCCUGUCUGGGCGGGGUGACCAGGAUGACCGUCUCCCUGGUGGUCAUCAUGUUCGAGCUCACCGGCGGUCUGGAGUACAUCGUGCCCCUGAUGGCCGCCGCUGUCACCAGCAAGUGGGUGGCAGACGCCUUCGGGAAGGAGGGCAUCUACGAGUCGCACAUCCAGCUCAACGGCUACCCCUACCUGGACGUCAGGGACGAGUUCACCCACCGCACGCUGGCCACGGACGUGAUGCGGCCCCGCAGGAACGACCCCCCUCUGGCCGUCCUCACCCAGGACAGCACCACGGUGGAGGACGUGGAGACGCUGAUCAAGGACACCGAUUACAACGGCUUCCCGGUGGUCGUGUCCAGAGAGUCGGAGAGGCUGAUCGGCUUCGUUCAGCGCCGAGACCUCACGCUCGCCAUCAAAAACGCCCGUCAGAAGCAGGACGGCGUGGUGAGCAGCUCGGUGGUCUACUUCACCGAAGACGCGCCGCAGCUGCCCGCCAGCAACCCGCAGCCGCUGAAGCUGCGCCGCAUCCUGAACCUCAGCCCCUUCACCGUCACCGACCACACGCCCAUGGAGACGGUGGUGGACAUCUUCCGCAAGCUGGGCCUCCGUCAGUGUCUCGUCACCAGGAGCGGGCGUCUCCUGGGCAUCAUCACCAAGAAGGAUGUCCUGCGACACAUGGCUCAAAUGAUGAACCAGGACCCAGAGUCCAUCAUGUUCAAUUAGAGCGAAGACGCCGACGGUGUAAAUACGUGAACCUGACUUGACGCCGCGCUCCGAGUCCCUCCCACCUCCGCCUCCUGACAGGCGAGUCCCAACCCCGUAGUGACCGCAGCAGCUCAGCUCCACGUGUGUCCAGUGGCUUCGCCGUGAACCCUCAUCGUGUCCACAUUUCAGACCCUCACAACGUCAUCCGUUUGUCGACUGAAGAGCAGGAAGCUGCUCAGGUGGUUAAAGCGUCUCUUUCUUUACGUGUUGCCAACGUGUUGCCAACGUCUGUGAGAGUUUAGAGCCAAACUGUUGAACAGCAGCAGCCGCACAGUUCAGAUAAAACCUUUCGUCAGCAGAGUUCGUUUGAACGACUCUCGGGAUCUGAGGCCGUGUGAGGCCGUCCUGUUGUCCGCCUUCAGACAGUCGGCGUCCGUUCCAUUGUGAUUUUUAAAAACAGCACUGACAACAGAGGGCGCCAAAACACAAAGGUCAAAGGUCAGCGGCGAUGCCUGAGACCUUGUUUGAUAGAUUUAUUUACGUGGUUGGUGUGGUCGCGUGCUUGUCGACGGUGUCGUGUGUUCGAUUGCCCUCGUUGUUCCCGUGUGUCAGCGUGACGUUCAGCUCCUAACCCUAACCCUACGGCACGAAUGUCUGGAGUCCAAAAAUGACCCGAGUUUAAAAGAUGCCAACACAGACAAGCUCUGAGAACUCACAUUAACGGUACAGAAGACAUUUUUGUCGUUGUGUUACGGCACACAAAGAAAAAAGUGUGUGAAAAGUCCAGAGUUUGUGGGACUCGUCGGAUCCGUGCGGUUUCUGCAGGACUGCGAGCAGGCGGACUCGAAGUCCGAUCGGUUUUAUCUGAACUCGACUGCUGCGCUUUGUGUUUGGCCUCACAGUUUCUCUCGCGUGUUGUUGCCAUGUUUGUUUGAAUGCUGCCUGCGUUAACGUUUGUGUUGCUGCGGCCUGAAGGCACAAACUGUCUGAAUCACCAAAUGUUGUUUUUACUGUACAAGCUGAGUGAGGAGACGUUCUUGUGUUCAAUCUCUGGUGUUCAUUUGUGUCAGAAGGGCCUUAAAAUGUGUGCGACGGCAGCAAACUGACAGCUUGAAGCUAAUGAGGGAUAACUUCACGAUUAAUGAAUUCAUUUGUGUUGUGUUUCCGUAACACGUUGUGAUGUGCGAUGCUGGACUGCAGUGAAAACACUUCCUGUGUUCAUGCGGUACUUUAAGCUCCUGAACGUCUGCUGCUGCUGCUGAAGGAUCAGACAGACGUGUCAGAAACGUUUCCCUGCAUGUCUGAGCUGAACAGAACCCACAAACUUGAUUUGAAAAAGAAGAUCAAGAUGCACAUGAACUUUCUGGGGGAGAAAAAGUUGUUUUGUCUCCUCGGCUGCACAUUUCAGUGUUUUUCUCGUUUCCUCAUCGUGGGUUCUGUCAGCUCAUCAAACUGGAAGCUUAAUGUUUGGAAAACGAAAUCGAAAUCAUCCUCCAUAUUGUGAUUUUUGUUUUUUAAUGUCAAGAGAAUGUAUUGAAAAAAUAGCUGUGUUGUAUAUGUUGAAGAUUUUUUUAUUUAACUUUAUUUAACACUAACGUUGAGCCCAGGUUAUUUUUUAUUUUAACUCUAACUAUUUAUCAGAUGCAUUUGGUGUACACACAACAGAUAUUUGCACUUUGUUUUCUUUUGUUCUCCUCGAUUUUAAAUGAAGUGACGGACAAAUAAACCUCUCGGUCUGCGUUCA